AUGUCCGCCGCGACAGCCGGGAAAAAGUCUGCCUUUUCCUGCGACCGAUGCAGGAGCAGAAAGGUCAAGUGUGGUGCCGAGCAACCCCGCUGCGCCCGCUGCAUCGCACGGAAGGAGACCUGCGAGUACAAGCUCAAUCCCACCUUGUCCUACACCCAGCAACUCGAACAGCGGGUCAAGGAACUGGAGGACCGUCUGGAAAAUGCGCAGACGAAGGGAUAUGUCAUGUCUUCUGCUUCGGCGGCGCCCUCUCCCUCCAGCACGGCAACGGUUGAGGCGUUGCCACGGACACCAGCAAAGAGAACCUAUUCAGGGGCGACCAAGGGCCUGAAGGUUGAUGCCGAGGGCGCAGUGACAUACCACGGAGCGACAAGCUUCUUUCAGCUACCGACGUCGGACUUGAACGGAGCAGUCGGUGCGCAAGACCGCGGCGCCUUCAAGAUUCUUGACGGGGGGAAUCAGCGGAAGGAGAAGUUGGUCAACAAUGCAUGGCACCAGCGUGCCCUAGAAGCGUUCCUAGAAACCCCGGAACCUUUUCAGUUCCUGCUCAAUAUCCACUGGUGUUGGAUUCAGCCCCUAUUCAACUUUGUCUACCGUCCGGCCUUCACACGAGACAUGGAGGUUCUCGGCCCUUACUACUCACAUACGCUGCUUAACGCCAUACUCUCGCAUUCCGUCCGCUGGUGCAAACAGAACAAGCAAAUCCAGAAACUCCUGGCGCCGUACGAAAACGGAGCUCUCUUCUCAAGACAAGCACGCUCCUUGCUCUUCCCCGAGCUUUUAAGCGGCCACUCAAAGGUACCUACCGUGCAAACUUUGCUGCUGCUUAGCGCCCAGGAAUGUAGCGCAGGCAAUCAAACCCAGGCUUGGCUAUAUAGUGGAAUGGCGUUCAGGCUGAUUGAGGACAUGGGGAUUACAUUUACGGCCGAUGGGAGCCACUCAGAACUAAACCUCGACGACGAGGACGUUGAGAUCCGGCAGCGACUCUUUUGGAGUUGUUAUUUCUGGGACAAGAUAAUCAGUUUGUACAUGGGGAGAACCCCAAUGCUGCAGCAUUCCGGCAUGAGUCCUGACCAAAUCAUAUUGGACGACUAUGCUGAGCAUGAAUCGUGGUCGCCUCAUGGGAUUGUGUACCCUCAAGGCUCAGAAUACCCGCCGACGACGGCGCACUCUAUCUCAUGUUUCCGAUGGAUGUGCCGGCUUUCUAUCAUUUUCAAUCAGAUUCUCCUUCACAUAUACGACCCCUCAAAGAUUCAUACCGAUUCAGAGGUGAGGGCCUGUUUGCAGAGCGAGGGACAAUCGCUGAAGCAAUGGUGGGAUGAUCUUCCGGACUUCCUCAGAAUCGAUACAGAACACCUUCCGCAACACUGUCCUCCCAGUCACAUCGUUACGCUGAAUUGUCUGUAUCAUGUCUUCAAGAUCCUCCUGUACCGGCCAAUGCUGUCCCCAGGAAACAUCGUGAACGAAAAUCGAGCACGGCCGGAACCCCAUCAUCUUGUCGAGUGCAUCUCGUCUGCGACAUCGAUAAUCACAAUCUACGACCUAUUCUGUCGAUCAUUUGGAUACGAGUAUACUGUUCUAUCAUUAUCCUAUGCUCUGUAUACCGCUCUAUCGAUCUUCCUCCUCCAGAUCCAGGCUGCGUCACGCCCGAAUGUGCAGGCUGUGACUCGGCUCAAGUUCUGUACCCACGCUUUGGAGCGCCUCAGCAUUCUGAGCCCAGUUGUUGGCAGCGCAUUAGGCCUGGUAAACGACACAUUAUCGAAAUUAGGGCUGGACACGCUCGUCAACCCAGCGAACGGAGAAGGCAGACCCGCGGAUGACACGGUACAACAGCACCAUAAUCUCGGAUUAUUUCCCGCAGAGUCCGAUUCUACAGGUCAGAGGCAAGAGGAUCUGGACUGUCCUGAGAGAUUCCUUUAUGAUUUCGAUCCAAACGAAUUCACUAUAUCCGACGAGACACUCGAAGCGUUUCAGUUCCUCACUCCCAUCGAAGCGACGUUUGGAAUUAGCUAUGACCAGGAGCACUCAGUGAUUAAUUGA
This is a messenger RNA of Aspergillus puulaauensis, 2040 nucleotides long. RefSeq lists its product as uncharacterized. The record is from RefSeq and is a predicted model, not a curated record. NCBI's taxonomy places the organism in Eukaryota, Fungi, Ascomycota, Eurotiomycetes, Eurotiales, Aspergillaceae. Gene Ontology annotation, biological process: DNA-templated transcription; regulation of DNA-templated transcription. The coding region runs from base 1 to 2040 and encodes 679 amino acids. Gene Ontology annotation, molecular function: DNA binding; DNA-binding transcription factor activity, RNA polymerase II-specific; zinc ion binding. The transcript has 7 exons.